Protobothrops mucrosquamatus (brown spotted pit viper) is the source of this 565-nucleotide messenger RNA. RefSeq names its product DNA polymerase iota-like. The record is from RefSeq and is a predicted model, not a curated record. NCBI's taxonomy places the organism in Eukaryota, Metazoa, Chordata, Lepidosauria, Squamata, Viperidae. Gene Ontology annotation, molecular function: DNA-directed DNA polymerase activity. Gene Ontology annotation, biological process: translesion synthesis. The transcript is spliced from 3 exons. The annotation marks the transcript as partial.
CUACUUUCAGGUGUGCAGCAAAAAUACCUGGUAGUCACCUGCAAUUAUGAAGCCAGGAAUCUUGGUGUAAAAAAACUCAUGGGUGUGAAAGAAGCAAAAGAAAAGUGUCCGGAUCUGGUGCUGGUUAAUGGAGAGGAUCUGACCAAAUACAGGGAAAUCUCUUACAGAGUUACAGAAUUGUUAAAAACAUUUACGCCACUGGUGGAAAGGCUCGGAUUUGAUGAAAAUUUUGUGGACAUCACUGAAUUAGUAGAAAAGAGACUGAUAGAGUGGAAAAAAGCAACACUUCCUAAAAUCUCUGUUUCUGGUCAUGUAUAUAAUAAUCAGACUGUUGAUUUUCAGGAUCCAGUGCACGUAAGUCUCGCUGUGGGAUCUCAGAUUGCAGAGGAGAUGAGAGAUGCCAUGUGCAGCAGGCUAGGGCUCACGGGCUGUGCAGGGGUGGCCACAAAUAAGGUCCUCUCCAAGCUGGUCUCUGGGACCUUUAAACCAAAUCAGCAGACAGUUCUUUUGCCUGAGAACCGGCCGAACCUGAUGGCCAGCCUGGAUCACGUAAGGAAAAUACCAG